Molecule: messenger RNA, 3718 nt
Organism: Dimorphilus gyrociliatus
Lineage: Eukaryota; Metazoa; Annelida; Polychaeta; Dinophilidae
Source: the annotation of a GenBank genome assembly
UAUGAAUAAUAGACGCCCAACGAACGCCAAAGUUAAUAGAAGGUCACGAUCGCACGAGGAAAAUAAUUCUGAGCACAAUUCGAGCACUAGUACUAGAAAUAAGGAUACGAUAAGAGGGCGUUCAGUUGAUACUCUUUCAACGGCUAUCGAUGAAAUUCGAUGCUGCUCAAACAUUUUCCCAUUCAAUCGAUUAAUUGUCAGGAAACGGAAGAGGAAGAGCGAUAAGAAGAGAAGGAGGAAGAGAGUGAAAGGAAAGGGUGCUUCUAGUUCGAAAACAAAGAAUUUGAGGGAUGUUAGUACGUCAUUCGAUAAGAUAAAGACUACUGUAUUACAUUAUCAGGAUAAAGUGGAAAAAUUGAACUCUGAACUUGAACUUCGUAAAGAGAUUGAGAAAUUAAACAAUUCAAAGAUAAAUAAUGACGUAUUUAAAUUGACAGAGGAAAAUGUUCAAUUAAGGCAGAUGUUAAAAGAUGUAAUCUUUCAAAUGAAAGAAGAUGGAAAUUGCAAUUAUUCUUUAGACGCUUCUCCUCUGAGAAUAUCUAAUAAACAAUCUUCCGAUAUCAUUACUCCAAUAAUAGAUUAUAAUCCAGUCUUAGGGUCAUCUGAAGAUAAUAAUCAAAAAGAUGAAUUAAUCAGGAAGAAUGAAAUUGAAGGGAAAGGCGAGAACUUUAAAAUCUUGCCUGAGAAUGAAAUGAACAGCGAUUCACAUAUCAUUAGGAAAUGCGAGAUAGAUGAACAUGAAAGUCAACUGCAUUUGCAGGAGAAAACUAUUGAUGUUUUGAGGCAAAGAAACGAAGAAUUAUGCCAAAAGUGUCUUUUGCUUCAGAAUGAAAAAUAUACAUUAAAAAAUCAAAUUGACUGUUUUGAAAUUAUGAGAAAUUCAGAGUUAUCCGAAGGAUUAAAGGCUACUAUUGGUAUGGAGAAAAUGUACGAUAAGAUUAAAAAAGACAAACAAAGGCUUAUCGAUGAAAUCUCCCAAUUAAAUGAUCAUAUUAAUAGUUUAGAGGAAAAGUUAACAAAUUCCGAAUUAAAGUAUCAAAGAGUCAAUGGAGAAUUGAAAAUAUGCGAAAAUAACGUACGAAAAUAUCAAGAAUCAAAUGCAUCUUAUGAGUUAAUAGCUCAAAAGGAAAAGUGUAAAAACGUUGAAUUGCUAUCCGAAAAUGAACAAUUAAAAUGCGAAAUUAGCAAUUUUCAAGAGAAUAAUGAAAAUAUUAAUAAACAAUGGGAAAUGAAGGAAAAUUCAUUAAGAAAGCAGUUAAAAGAUUUAAAUGAAAGCUAUGAAAAGAGAAUUUUAUCAUUAAAUGAUGAAAAUGAAUAUUUUAGGGACAGACUUGAUAAAACAGUUAAAGAAGGAAACAAGUUAAGGGAUGAAUUAUCAAAUGUUACAAAAGAUAAACUUGAUCUCGUUGAUCAAGUAUUCUAUUUGAAAAAUUAUCUUGAUAAUAGAAAAUUUAGAGAGUUUAACAAAGAAAUGAUAGAAAUUGAUAAAAUUAAAGUGUCGACGGAAAAGCAGAAGAAGAAGAAGGAGAGAAGAAGACAUUCUAUCAAUUGUAUUUUAUCGUACGAAAGGGAUAUGGAGAAUGAUAAUGUCGAUAAAUCACUUUCAAAGAUACAGUCGCAAUUGUUAAAAAGCUUAGAAAGUAGUAAAGAAGAAAUGAAUAAGCUAACGAAUUGCACUCAUAUCAAAGACCAAUUACAAAGUUUAUCAGAAAGUGAUUGUUAUUGUGAAGAUUUUGAUGUCUUAAGAUUAAAGAUUAAGAGACAAAAUGAAGCUAUCGUAAAAUUAACUACUCUACUUGAAGAGAGGGAUAAACUACUUGAAGAAGUUCAGUAUCAUCAAGACCUUACUGAAAAGGAACUCCGUGAGAAGGAGGAUACCAUUCGAAAGAUGACAGAUGAAAAUGUUACAAUUGUCAACAACAAUCGUUUAAAUUUAAAUAAAUUAUCUAUGGAGACCAACGAAGAGUCUUGUUGUAGAUCUAGUAGAAUUGAUGAGAGCUUACAGGCAACAACCACAAUAAGAGAUUUAACAAAUAGAAACGAACAAGUAGUAUUCCAAUUAUCCGAUUAUGAAGAUGACAAAAGAUUAUCUUCUAUCAAAGAUUCUCAUAACUUAGAGAAGGGUUCUAUAAUUGAAGUUAUAAAAGAGUUUGUAGAUAAGAGAAUAUCGGAAACGUUUGAUUAUUUUCAUAGGAUUAUUAACGAUAAUGAAUUUAACGUUAAUUUACAAACAAUAAAGUGUAAAACAGUUGCCGAUGGAAAGGAAGAGAUUGAAACUUGGUUUAAAAGAGUUGGGAGUGAUUUUAAACAAUUGAAGAAUGUCGCUAAUAAAUUAAAGGAAGCAUUACAAACAUCUUCAAGCAGAGAAGAAAAGUUAAAUGGAAACGUUGUUGACUUAAGGACUAAACUAAAUUUUCAAACAAAUCAGAUAAAUGAAUACGAAAAAUUGAUUAGGAAAAAGGAACAAUCUAUAUCAAAUUUAUCUCAAGCUGUACAGGAUUGUCAACAAUCCCUUAACGAACAGAUAAACGAUAAUCCAAGUAAAAUGGAAGAUAAAACACAUAAGGAAGUUAGCGUUCUAAAGGAAACAUUAGCCGAAAAAGUAGAUAUAAUUAAAGGUCUCGAAGAGAGGAUAAAUACUAUGAAAGAAGAUAUGACUAAUAUUUUUAAUGAUAAGGAAGAGAAUAGGCGUAAAAUUGUCAAACAAGAUAUGAAAAUAUCAAAAUUAACACAAAUGAAUAAUUCGUUAAAAGAGAAUCUAAAAGUUUUAUUUAAACAAUAUAAAAUUGAUGGCAAAGAAGAUAUUUGUAAGAAUGAAGUUGAACAAUUAAGGAUGGACUGUGAUGAUAAAUGCAAAGAAAUUGAACAGUUAAAGAUUACUAUUGCUGAAAACCGAAUAAAUGAAUUAAAAAACUUAUCCUUAUCUUCUAAAGAUGAUAAUGAAGAUUACAAAAAGGAAAUAAAUAAUCUUCAAGAUGAACUUAAGGCCCUUAAACAGGAAAACGAAUUUUUGGACACCGUUGCUAGAAAUCUUAGAGAUAGGCUAGAUAGUGCUCAAAAUAGUCUUCUGACAAACAAUCCAAUGAAUGUAAACAAAUUACUUGAUCAAGUUACGGAAAGUCGUUUGAAAAUUGCUAAUUUAGAAGCGAAGUCAUUGGCGGAUAAAAAUUCUAUAGAACAAUAUAAAAAACUUAUUAAUAGACUUCAGAUGGAGCUACUGAAUGGUAAAACAAGAAGAAAUGAAAGAAAUAUUGAGGAGUCUCCUGAGACCGAUGUAAAUGAACGGUUAGUUCUUGAAAGGCUGGAAGAUAAAUUAAAGAUGUGCAGGGAAGAGAAAGAAAAUUUCCAUUUAAAAUAUAAAUCAAUAAAAUUAAAAUACGAAGAAAAUUUAAAAAUCCUUCAAUUAAAAUUGAAAGAGACCGAAAAGAGAUUAGCUUUAAUCCUACAUUCUAGCGAAAGGUUAAAGAAGAAGGACGAAUGUUCAAGAAUGAGAUUAGAGAAGAGAAAGAAACAAGUUGAAUUUUUAAAAAUGAAAUAUUGCGAAAUGAAACAGAAUGUUACAAUAUUAGAAAAAGAAAUGGAGUGUUUACGAUACGAUAAUACGAAAUUAAAAAUAGAAAUAGCAGAGAUGAAAGGUCAGAUUCCAUUGGAAGAAAUUCACCCUCGAAAAUCAAAUAUUAAUCUAGAUAAUGUAGCUUUUCUAAUUUAUUCUCAUUAG